Colletotrichum gloeosporioides is the source of this 1824-nucleotide messenger RNA. RefSeq names its product Oxygen-dependent choline dehydrogenase. NCBI's taxonomy places the organism in Eukaryota, Fungi, Ascomycota, Sordariomycetes, Glomerellales, Glomerellaceae. Bases 1 to 1824 code for a protein of 607 amino acids. The record is from RefSeq and is a predicted model, not a curated record. The transcript has a single exon. Gene Ontology annotation, molecular function: oxidoreductase activity, acting on CH-OH group of donors; flavin adenine dinucleotide binding.
AUGACAUUUUCUUGUCUGUUGAUGAUCCUCCUUGUGUACUUCAACGGAGCCCUUUCAGCACUUUCAGAUGUUCCUGAGACAUAUGAGUACAUUGUAGUAGGAUCCGGUCCAGGUGGCGGUCCGCUCGCUGCCAAUCUUGCCCGGGAUGGCCACACAGUCUUGCUCAUUGAAGCUGGCGACGACCAAGCUGAUAAUGUCAACUCAUACAUGGUCUACAACAAUACACCGGCUAUCAAUGAUCCACUCACGCGAUGGGACUUCUUCGUCACGCGAGACACGCCAGAGAUUGACAAGCUCUACGACUUCACAACCUGGAACACAACCGACGGCGACUUCUACGUUGGGUUGGAUCCACCUUCUGGCUCUACGCGACUUGGCGUCUACUAUCCUCGAGCUGGUGUACUUGGCGGCUGCGCUAUGCAUAACGCGGCUACAAUCUCUUUGCCUGCGGAUGUGGACUGGCAGGACAUCGCAGAUCUGACUGGAGAUGAGACAUGGUCGCCAGCAAACAUGCGCAAGUAUCUUGUCAGACUAGAGCGAUGCAACUAUCUUGUCAACGGAAGUACUGCAUCUCACGGCUUCACGGGAUAUCUCGAUACCUCUCAAAGUGACUACUCCUGGGCUCUCAAUGAGUCGGAUGUGUCUACACUGGCUACGCAUGCGUCCACAGCUCUCGGGUAUCCGCCAGAUAUCAACUCCACCGAGCUUGCGGAGCUACUGCGGAGGGAUAUCAAUUCGGACGACGGGGAACGUGAUAACCUCCUCGGGGUGUUUACACCUCACACCCACUCUCGGAAUGGUGUGCGGUCCAGUCCAAGUAAUUACAUUCGGGCGACCGUGGAUGACGAGAGAAAGUUCCCGUUGACACUCCAACUAAACACCCUUGCGACGAAGAUCAUAUUCGACCAGCCCGCAGAUGGAAACACCGCGCCACGUGCGGUUGGAGUAGAGUACCUUCAAGGUCAAAGCCUCUACUCAACAGAUCCUCGUCAUGAUCCUUCCCAGAUCGGGGUCCCUGGCAAGGCCUUUGCGUCGAAGGAGGUCAUCAUUGCUGGCGGUGUCUUCAAUACCCCGCAACUUCUCAAACUUAGCGGUGUCGGCCCAGCGGACGAGCUGUCAAAGUUUGACAUCCCUCUCGUCAAAGACAUUCCUGGUGUCGGCAUUAACAUACACGACAACCUCGAGGGAGUCAUCUACGGCACGUUCGAAAAGCCAGUAGUUGGGUUCUGGGACAUGUUCAUGCGAACCUCGGUCGCCGAGCGCACGCGGGAUAUACACUUCUACUGCGGGAGCUUCAACUUCAUUGGUUUCUUCCCCGGUAUGCCGGGUUGGGCGGAGAACGAGUUUGAGUGUGGCUUCAUGCAGAUCCACCCGCGAAACAUCAACGGCACCGUCAAACUAAGAUCCACCGAUCCCCGUGAGGCUCCCAACAUACAUCUUGGGUUCUUUUCUCAAGGCGAUGACGCCGACCUUGACUCUAUGGUGGAGGCGAUCAACCUUGCGAGGUCCGUUCUUACCAACCUCACUGACAACACGUUCACUGAGCACCGACCUUGUCGUCAAGGUGCUACGAGCUGCAUGAACGAGGAGCAAAAGGCUUUCCUUCGAGCUCAGACCUACUCUCAUCAUGUUACUGGAUCCUGCGCAAUCGGGGCAGAUGAUGACCGGAUGGCUGUGUUAGACUCCAAUUUCCGCGUGCGUGGAAUACAGGGGCUUCGGGUCGUUGAUGGAUCCGUCUUUCCGGUCCAGCCUGGAGAGGUGCCAACACUGGCUACUUUCAUGAUCAGCGAGAAAGCAUUGGAUGAUAUUCUUGCGGAUGCUUAG